UGGACACAGAAAUUGAAUAUACUUCCCGCAUGGGCAAUCGGAUUUAAAACGUAGCAAACACAUUUAAGUGCCACAUCAAUUUCUGUUAUUGGAAACAUGAGCUCUCCACUCUCCACUUUGAGGAAGAGCAGACGAGCUCCCCUACCUGGGAUAGGCCUACAGAGCGACGGGGUGAGAAAGCCUUAUAAGGAAAGGUCAGACACCGACUAUGAAACUACAUUAUUCAGAGAGAUUUUCCCACAAAACCAGCCAGCACCCCACAACAUGAGCAAUGCUUCCAGAUCAAAGGUCAUGCAGAAGAUGAAAACCAAAGAAGCUUCUCCACCGAGUGAUUUUGAAUUGAUGUCCAGUAUGAUGCAGAAGAUCAGCCAGCUUGAGAAUAAAGUGAAAGCUCAGGCUUUGGAUAUAGAGCGCAAGGCAAGAAGAAUAUCAGUCCUGGAAGACAAACUGACUCUUUUGCAAGAGUCAAAAGAGAAAUCUGUAAAUAACGAAAUCAAAGAUGACGGAUUAAAUAAAUUGUGCCUCAAACUUCAAAAGCAAGUCUGGGAAAUGGAGAAGUUUCUUAAGGAUUAUGGAUUGAUCUGGAUUGGAAGUUGUGAGGAACCUGAUGUUUCAUAUCUUCUGGAGACAGACCAAGACAACACUUUGACAGGACCUUCUGUACAGAGGACAUUUAAAAUGAACUAUGACCUGGUCAUACAGAACAUCCAGGAGCUAAACUUCGUAGCAGGGGAAGGGGAGUCCCAUGUGACCCCCAUUCCUGGUGGGGCCAAACUUACCCAGCAAUCUUCAAUACCUCUGAGUCUCUACAAAAAUGGAAUUGUCAUGUUCAAUGGACCAUUUCGCUCCUAUCAGGACCCAACAACACAGGAAUGCAUGAAAGACCUGACAGAUGGAUUUUUUCCAUCAGAGCUCCAGGAAAGGUUUCCUAAUGGUGUGUCCUUCCAGGUUUAUGACAAACGGGAUGAAGAGUUUAUAAUUAGGCAACCUCAAACCGAGUUUCCUGGAAAAGGACAAACUAUAAAUGGAGCAAGAGGGUGGUCAGCAGACGGUUCUGAGGAGGCCAGAUUUACGUCACCAAGUCAGAUACCAGGAACAAAGCUGUCCAUGGAACAGUUUCUGAGGAAACUCCCAAAGUGUGUGGUGAAGUCAGGCAAAGUGAUAAGCAUUCGUGACUCAAUACAAGCUGAUCUACAGGGCCUCUCUGAUGGUGCUAAGAGCCAAUCGACAACCAUUGUGGAAACACCUGUCUUACAGGCCUUGACGAAAAGUGAGACAGAUUGCUUGGGGAAAGACAUCACCACAUUACGAGUGAAGUCAGAAGAUGGUGUAGAGACGUUCAUUGUAAAAAUGCACUACAGUGAGACCAUUGGAGAUCUGCGUCAUUACCUCGACAUGAAAAGAGGACCGAGUGGUUGCCCCUAUGACAUCAUUAGUGUAUUUCCAAUGCGAUGUUACAGCGAUGACACCCGGACGCUCCUAUCUUGUGGUCUAAUACCAAAUGCUGCACUAAUCCUACGUCCACAACCUUCAUCUCAUAGACAGCACGGAAACCCAGAGAAUGACCCUUAAUAAGUAUGCAGUCAUUCUGACAUGUUGUUUAGUAAUGCUACGGCAAAUG
Messenger RNA from Paramisgurnus dabryanus, 1621 nucleotides. RefSeq names its product UBX domain protein 11 (gene ubxn11). Lineage: Eukaryota; Metazoa; Chordata; Actinopteri; Cypriniformes; Cobitidae. The record is from RefSeq and is a predicted model, not a curated record. Gene Ontology annotation, biological process: proteasome-mediated ubiquitin-dependent protein catabolic process. Gene Ontology annotation, molecular function: ubiquitin binding.